UCUGCUAUUCACCGACGAGCUCAUCGAGACAGACGAGCUAGGAUUCACUGAUCGUCGUAUUGACACUGGACAAUUGCACCGGUUCACGGGCCAUUUCGCAGACAUGCUUCUCCCUGUACUCCUGAGCACUUCUUUCGGCCUGGCAUCGGCGCGAAUAUAUCCGUACAUGUAUGGAGUGCCGAGGUUUCCAGAUACCGACAUCAAUCAAGUCGCAAUAGUCCCUGAUGUCACGGCAGUGGAAAAUACCACGACCCCCUCCAACUCGACUCAGGCUCCUCCCCCAUCCUCCGCCCCAACCGCUCCAGCGACACCCGGUCUUGCAGAGCCAUGCGCUGUUGUCAGUAGCGCCAUUGCAGCAUUGCCAUCUGGAGCUCGAAAGGUCGUCCCGGCAGAACUUGGGCUUAUGUGCCUUCAGUCCGUUCCCCUCGACAAGGACGGAAAUAUAAAAUUAAUUGACGACCUCAAGCUCUAUCUACAAUGGCAGUCGAAUUUGGCCUACCUCAAAAACCCACCCCCGGAGUACACGGAGGACCCGGUGGAUGUGAUUGGGGAAAUGGAAAGCAUGCAGAAACAACUCUCAUCUGGCGGAUACAGGAAUGAGUACGACUUCCAGUUAGAUCUCAUGACGCUCUUCAAUCGUGCAUACGACAACCACUUGGCAUGGCAACCAGACAUUCUUGCUGGCGCAAUGCAGUUCCAACGACUAGCCGGAACUGAACUUGUCUCUGUGUCUUCUGAUGGCGUUGCUCUUCCAGAAAUCUUUGCAUAUCGCGACUUUCAGCUAGCCCAGAAUGAUAGCUCGUUCAAGCCAUCUCCUGUUAGGACGAUCAAUGGUCAAGGAGUGGAAGAAUACCUUAAAACUGUUGCUCCACAAGCUGAUUUCCAUGAUGCCGAUACUCGAUGGAACGCUCUAUUCCCAAGCCAACCUCUCAUCGCUUCAGGGUCGACUUUCCUGGGGUCCUUCCGAUCUGGAAGAUAUACGGGACCUAACACGACCAUGUCUUUUGCAAACGGAACCACUCGCUCCGUAAUGAACGUUGCUGUCGUUUUUGCCAAUUUUACUGGGGUCGAUAGCGGGGAGAAGUUCUUCAGCAAGUUCUGCACAGGACCACAGCCUACCACAACGAGCACUGCCACAUCCACCGCAUCGAGUACUUCAACGGCAAUGCCAUCUCAUACUGGCUAUCCCAAGGCAAUCAUUAUUCACCCUAACCUUUCUUUAGGAGGUUACUGGAUCAAUAACACUGGCUAUGAAGAUGUGGCAGUUCUCAGCAUCCCCAGCUAUGAAUCACCCGAUGUGCAACUCUUCCAAAACAUCAUGCGCGACUUUAUCAGGAUGUCCGUUCAAGCCAAGAAGACGAAACUUAUUUUCGAUCUCCGUGGGAAUGGUGGUGGGAAUGCUAUCCUCGGUUAUGAUUCCUUCAAACAGGUCUUCCCCCAGCGCGAGCAAGAACCGUUUGGCGCUACUCGGUAUCGCGCCAAUGCAGCUAUGAACAUCACGGGUCAAAUGACAAGCGACUUCGACGCUGGGACAACCUAUGUCCAAGGCAAUGCAACCGCCUUCGCUGACAACUUCAACGGCACGACACCAAGCGACAUUGUCCUGUUCACAGCCGGAUUUAACUAUCAACAUCAGCUGGAUAUUAACCACCAGAAGAUCGACUCGUGGGCGCAGAUGUUUGGACCUGCGCAACAUAAUGGAGACUCGUUCACAAACACCAUUCGGUAUAAUUUCAGUGACGAGCCGAGCUAUACGUAUCCCGGUUUUUCGGUCAUCGGAUUCCUGAAUAAUACGAACGAGACGAAUACACCCCAGCCUUUCAAAGGCGAAAAUAUUGUCAUGUUGCAUGAUGGCAUGUGCUCCUCAACCUGCACCAUCGUCUCCGAGUUAUUGAAGAAUCAAGGGGGCGUGCGAACCAUCGCAGUUGGGGGACAGCCCAAAUUCGGCCCGAUGCAAGGUAUCGGAGGUACCAAGGGCGCCCAGAACUUUCAAUGGGACGAUAUACAAGUUCGGUCUCAAAUUAUCUUCUUUCUUGGCAGUCCCGAGCAACAAGCUGCAUGGAAUAAGACAGAGCUUGGCAAAACAGCGUUUGCGACACAGCUUUUCAGACGUUCCGCCUACUCAGGAGAUCGUGCAGCUGGCGGUAUCAACUUGCGAGACAACUUGCGCAAAGAUGAUGCAUCGCAAACCCCACUCGAAUUCAUUUAUGAGGCUGCAGACUGCAGGAUGUGGUUCACAGCGCCGAUGAUUAACGAUGUUACCGAGGUUUGGAAGGGUGUUGUGGAUCGGAUGUGGAGAAACACGAGUUGUGUGCAAGGCAGCACAGGUGAUGCCAGCAGUGUAUCCGCCGGAGGGCAGAACAAAAGCGGAAGUGUGCCACCACCGCCGCUGCAGAAGGGAUCAGAGUCGGUCGCGCGCGAAACGGGACACUCUGCAGGGUCCCUCGGAUGGAGUUUCAUCGUCGCCGUUGGUGUAUCUUUGUUAUUCUUGUAGUAAGUUUGGAUAUCCC
Messenger RNA from Lindgomyces ingoldianus, 2510 nucleotides. RefSeq lists its product as uncharacterized. Gene Ontology annotation, molecular function: serine-type peptidase activity. Gene Ontology annotation, biological process: proteolysis. Lineage: Eukaryota; Fungi; Ascomycota; Dothideomycetes; Pleosporales; Lindgomycetaceae. The transcript has 4 exons. The record is from RefSeq and is a predicted model, not a curated record. Bases 104 to 2494 code for a protein of 796 amino acids.